GGCGGGCCCGGCGCUCCCGGCGCGGCGCGGGCGGCUCCCAUGGCGGAGCCGGGCGGGGCCGCGGCGCCGCCGGACAUCGACCCCGACUUCGAGCCGCAGAGCCGCCCGCGCUCCUGCACCUGGCCGCUGCCGCGGCCCGAGGCGGAGGCGGGCGGCGCGGCGGGCGCGGCGGAGGAGGGCGCGGGCGGCGCGGCGGCGGGGCCCGGGCGGGCCGAGGGGGCGCGGGCGGGCGGCGCGGCGGCGGCGCGGAAGGGCGGCUCCCGGCGCAACGCCUGGGGCAACCAGUCCUACGCCGAGCUCAUCAGCCAGGCCAUCGAGAGCGCCCCCGAGAAGCGGCUCACGCUGGCGCAGAUCUACGAGUGGAUGGUGCGCUCCGUGCCCUAUUUCAAGGACAAGGGCGACAGCAACAGCUCCGCCGGCUGGAAGAACUCCAUUCGACAUAACCUGUCCCUGCACAGCAAGUUUAUUAAAGUCCAUAAUGAAGCCACAGGGAAGAGCUCCUGGUGGAUGCUCAAUCCUGAGGGUGGUAAAAGUGGAAAAGCACCAAGAAGAAGAGCUGCCUCCAUGGACAACAGCAGCAAACUCGCAAAAGUCAGAGGUAAAGCGUCCAGGAAGAAGCCUCCUCUCCAGUCUGCACCGGAAUCCUCUGCUGACAGUCCUGGCUCCCAAUUUCCUAAGUGGCCUGGGAGCCCGUCCUCAAGAAGCAAUGAGGACUCUGACGUGUGGAACACCUUCCGGCCUCGAACCAGUUCCAAUGCAAGCACCAUCAGUGCCAGGCUUUCUCCUAUCCUGACAGAGCAGGAUGACCUCCAUGAUGAAGAGCUGCUUCCUUCUCUGGUGUACUCCAGUGCAUCCAGCAACGUUCCACCAACUGUGACCGAGGAGCUUGAGCUCAUUGAUGGGUUAAAUUUGAUGUCUCCCAGCUCAUCUGUUCUGUCUACCCAGCAAUCUGCCUCCAGUGGUCAGAUCCAGAGAGAUUCCAGCUUUUCCUUGCAGAGCCCAAAUGCAUCUGGUCAGACUUUUGGCAAUUCCCUGUUUAACCCUGUUGAUAUUUCACUGCAAAGUUCUGUCAGCCAUUUCUCUGCCCCUCAGACCUUGGAAGCUCUCCUGACACCCAGCUCUCCGCCUCCGAGGGAUGUUAUGAUGACUCAGGUGGAUCCAGUUCUCCCACAGACUGGUAACAGGAUGAGCAGCCGAACUCUUCUGCUUCUGGGUGGACAAGCUGCCCAGAGUAAGAUGAGCUCAGGCAAUCCACGAGGAAAGCCUGCAGAGCAGCAGGCAGAACCAGUCGGUGCCAGUGUUUUACCAUCAACGCUUCCCAUAGUCACAUCUCCUCAAAACACUGCCAGCAUCACCAGUUUGAAGGCUCCAGUUUCUGCCCAGCCAGUCCAACUGGGCAGUCCAGUGCUUCUUUCAUCUGCUAGCCCUGCUCCCUUGGGAUUGAACCAGGACAGGCUGCCCACUGACCUGGACAUUGACAUGUACAUGGAGAACCUUGAAUGUGAUAUGGAUUACAUAAUCAACAGUGAACUCAUGGAUGGAGAAGGACUGGACUUUAAUUUUGAACCCAUUCUGCCUACUCCUAGCUAUCCCAGCACCUCACAGGCCUCCAACCAUACCUGGGUACCAAGUUAACUUCAGGAGCACAAAAAGUGUCCUUCAGGUUUUGAACAUUGGGUUCUGACUUCACUCCCCACCCCAGCAGAGAAGAGAAUGGAGCACGUUGGAUUCAGUUUCCCUGCACAUCAUGCCUUGGGCAGAAGGGGCUGCCCAUCUGGGAAGAAGGGGCAACCUGCAUCUGGCUGCAACAGGAAGAGUUUAAAAAUAAUAAUCCUGUUAUGUGCCAUGGCUCUUCCUACAAACCUGACCCUGCCUUGGACCAUCUGGAGAAGCCCAUGUCCAAAGAGGAGCCCUGGUAAAAACCUCAGCCAGAAGACUCUGUGCCAGGCAAUAGUGUUUUCCUGUGUGAUGAGUUGGGUUUGCUGGAGGAAUCCCUCACUGGCUGUCCUCUCUCUGCUAUGGCAGAAAGUCUCCCAGUGCCUCGGACUGGUGAAGGGCUGGCUCUGCUCUCGCUUGGCUUGCCCAUGGGGCAAAGUAGUUGGACUUCUUGAUUGAGCCACCAGAUGUGCACUUGGUAUCCCACAGGUUCACAGAGAAAUCAGAGGGAGCUUGUUGGUGGAAGCCCUGUGGGAGAAGGGUGUGCUGUUCCAGGGGUUGGCUUCAGUGUGCCCAUCACGGGAGCAUCCAUCGUCGUUCUGCAGGGAGGGGUGGUUGUGGUAUAGAAGGCUUCCUGUUGUCCACCUGGGUGGAACAGGAGGACACUGAGUUUUUCACUGUGCCAACUGAGCCCCAUUGAAUCAGAAGCGUGUUUUGAGAAGUCCCUAUGCUGUUCUCAGCACUUUCCUGAUACACCAGGCUGCUGUAAAAUAAGCACAGGUGCUAGUAGCUGUUUCUGGGACAUAAAAACAUCAUUUUGGGUUUGUUUUUUGAUCUGUCUUGCUACAGCAGCGAAAUGGAAAGCCUGGGUGUGGCCUUAACAGAGCCCUGGUUGCUUUUCAGAAGGGCAUUUUCUAUAGAUGAAAUAUUUUUUUACUAAUCUGGGAACUUUCUACAGCGAAUAUGAAGCCAAUGUAAUGUGUGUCCCUAUUAUGCAUCUCUCCGUCUGAGAAGGCAACAGAGACAGACUUCUUUUUCAGGGCUGUAUUAGGAACAAACACAUUUGAUGUUUGAUAAUGUAAAUGAUUGAGGGAAAAGAAUUGGCAGGUCCCCGUGGUUUCAAACCACCUUGGGGAAGAGUUGUACAUUAUUGUAAUCUAUAUGUAAAAGUAGGUGCAAAUUACAUCGAAGCUUUUCUAAACCUUUUUGAAUAUAUAUUAUAUAUUUUAAUUGAAAAAUGAGAUUAUUGGAUAAAAAAGAAACAAAACACAUUUGCUGCACCUGUCCCCUUGAUACCAGAUAACACUACAGUAUGGGAGGGGGCAGGCCUAAGGCAUUUUGGGCCAAGAAGCUGAAAAUGUUAUUGGAAAGGUGGGAAGGGCACUGCAGUGUGACUGGGGAAUGGCUGCUCUCCCCAGAACAGGCGGAGGGAAGGUGCCUGGCAUGGCAUUCAGCCACAGCUACCCAGUGUUUGCCUCACUGGGCACUCCUGCCAAGCCAAGGGCAGGACGUGAGGGAAUGCUAAUCAUUAACAGCUCGUUCUCAGCUAAUCCCUUAAGUAGCUGACCUGCAGCUGAUACAUAGCACAGAUUCCCUAGUCUGCUAAGGAGAUGGUGUGGACUGGAUCAUGCUAGAUCUGCUGAUACUCAGUAUAGCCCUUCUGGAGGGUGUGAUCAGUUGUAUUUGGUAGCUCACUUGUUGGUUUCUGAGGGUUUUUGUUUUCUUGCUGAAGUUUCUGCUACUGCUGGGGAGCUUGAAGCCUGUAGGCUCACCCUCAGGGGUGUGCCUGGGAUCUUGGCUCUGUGUUCUUGCAGAACAGAAGCUGGGGGUCAAAAGAUUACUUCAGAGCAUUAGCUGACAUUUUCCUGUCACUGCUUUGGUGUUUGCAGUGGCAGGAUCUGUGGGAAACAUGGUGCUUUCAUGAUGUUCUGAUAGGCGUAGCCUGGCAGAAAGACUCUCUAGUCCUUUCUGAAGGUGGCUUCAGUUCAGAAAGUUUGUAUCAUGCAGUGCAGUGAGCCCAUACUGUUUUACCAGCUUGUCUGCUCUGUUUUCAUGGGCUUCAUUUUCAUUUGAGUGGAGAUUGGAAUAGGAGUGGUUGCCUGGUUACCUGCAGCAAGGAGUCUUCAGAAGUCUUAUCUUCAGCAUGCUCUGCCGUCAGAGCCUUUGAAUAGUUUGAUAACCUUUGCUUUGAAGGCUUCCUCCAUGGCAGACCUCCCAGUGAUGUUUCAAAUUUACCCACAAUCUACAUGUCUGGCCACACCUCAUUGUAACAAACAAACAAAAAGGCAGUUCCUAAGCUGGGAUUCCAGGUCUUGCAGACUUGAGUGGUGGAUGCACAUUCUCACUGGAGUUAGUUCAUUACACAAAUGGAUAGAAACCCUUUCCACAAACACCUGAUGGCAUGUGCUACACAUAAGAAUCAGCCAUUCUGAGCUGCACCUAAUAGAGCUGGAAGGAUUUAUGUCACUUGGCACAUAAUAUGCUGCCUUGUCAGCUUGGGUCCUGGGGGAAGUUGAUCCCAUGAGCUACAGAGCAAGUGGAAUAGCUUCACAGCCAUGUAUCAAAGGACAGGACACUGCUGUGUGUGGUCAUGUUAAAUGUGAAACUCUGGCUCGUUUCCCAUGAAAAUGGAACCCAAAAUGAUAGGAAGGACAAAAUUAGUAGCCAGUGCUUCAGACCUGCAAAUUCAUGGCGAGCCCCUUCUGGCUGGCUUGGUCUGUGGGCAAGAAGGGCUGUCUGCAGGCUGUUCCAUAGUGUCCCUUGACUGUGACAGCACCAGGAGCUGGCCUGGUCUCUCUCUGCAGAGAGCCUGGCCCUGAGCUCUCAGGUAGCACCCCAGGGAGAUCUGACAUGAUCCCAGCUAUUACAUGUCCUCGGCCUGUUCCAGCUGAAGGAGAUGCAAGACCAAGGCUCAUCAUGGUUGGUGCCCUACAGUGUGAGUUAACAAGAGAUCCUGUACUUUGAUUAAGGAAUAGAGCACUAUCUUAUUUUUUUCCCAUACUCCCAAGCCAGACUUCUGGAAAAUCACCUGUCCCUGGGGACAGCACUGGAGACAGGAGCACCUCUGGCUGGAGUCCUGCUGUACCAGGGUGCUGACAGUGAUGUUUCUGCCUUGCAGAAAGUCCAUGCAGGUGCUUUUUAUCUCCUCAACACAGCAGAAGCUGUCAGUGGUUGAAGAAGCCUGAGAGUGCACUAGUGCUGAGGUUUGUGUUCAGAAGACUCAUGGAGUGCUCAGUAAACAAUGAAUGUAAUGUUGCAGGGUCAAGCAGGCAACUUACCUUCUCUUUUAUGUUUUUAGCAGGAUAGCUUGUAUUGUGGGCACAGAGGGCAGGGAAGAAGAGAAUUCAGGAGUUCUACAAACACUUCUUAACUAAGUUCAUUUUCAUAAACCUCGAGCUUUUCUAGCCUGGGGUAUUUCCUCAUAGGACACAGGAGACUUUAAAGUUCCUAAACUGCUGCUUGCUGAAAGGCUAUACCUGGCAGGGGGUUGCCCAAUAUUUGUCCUUUUUUUUUUUUUCGUAUUCUUGCUCAAAAGUGUUUGCUACUGGCUGCUGCUGGAGGUGGGAUAAUGUCUUGGUGGCUCUUCAUUCUGCAUUAGCACUGCAGGCACCACGCUGGGGAGUUAGUUUUUGCUCCAAGGAAGGAUUGGACUGGGAUUUUGAGAGCAGCUGUGAGCUGAGUGGAUCGGGGAAGGGGCCAGUGACAUGGGAGUGAUGCUUCUGCAGAGGUACCUGAGCGGAGUGGGCAGGGAACCCUUGGCAUGAAGCUUUACUUUGUGCUGUGUUCCUUGUCCCCACUGAGCUCAGGUAACAAGUUUCUCCAUCUUCAGAGGAUCAAAUGCCAUCUUUCACAGUGUGAAGCCACCAUGCAGCUCAGGGCCACGAAGGAUUUGGGUAACUAAACCCAUGGAGCUUAGUAGGAGGCAGACUUGUUGCUUUUAUUUACACCUGGGUUUAGCAAAUUGCUUGAGCUUUCUUUAUAAUUUAAGGAUAUUUUACUAUGCUCCCAGCUUCACGUGAGAGCUUGGAAUAUUGAAAGUUUCUUGGAGCCCUUAAUUUUCCUUGUUGAUGUGUCUAAAAACAUGUCAUCCUUACCCUGUGCUGCUUUAAAAAGAAGCAGUCAAGUCAUCCUGGUGAAAGGAAUGAAGCAUUCCAGAGCCUGGGUGUAUUCAUAAACAAGAGUCAUAAUAGAAGCAAAGUAGCACUAAUCAGCUUUUCCAAAGGAAAUGCCUAGAAAGCUUUUAUGUAGAUCAUAAUUUGUUAAUUUUCUUACUUAGUUGCUUAUUUAUAGCCACACUCAAAUGCUUCAGGGCUAGCCUUGCUCCAGGAUUGAGGAACCUGUGUCUGGUGCCAUGGGUAGGAGUGCCUUGGAAGUGGUGUCCUGGAGUGUCACCAAAAUGUGAAAGCUUGGACCCAUUAUAAAAAAACCCCACCCAAAUCAAUCAACUCUGGGACAUGAGCAUGAACAGGGAUAGCUUAGGGUUUGCCUCAGUGACAUGUCUAAUGAAAAACAUGUUCUAAUUAAUGUGGGGAAAAGCAAGCAAGAGGUGACUUCUGAAGCCUGAAAUAUCUGUCCAUGUGAAAGCUUGGUAGUGUGUGGUAACCCAUCACCACAGCACUCGGCCUUCAGGAAAGGGAUCUCCUCUCUUCACCAGCCUUUCUGUCUUUCCCUGCACCCUGACAUGUCUGUAGCUGAUGGAAAACGAUCUCUGGUCGAUCAAAACCACAGCUAAUGCUGUGGUGUAAAGCAGGGAGAAGAGGCAGCAGAAGCUGAAGGUGAAAGAGCUGCUGCUGUUGCAUUUCUGGCCCUCUGGCUAAGGCAGCGUUACGGCGCGUGGUAGAACAGGAUGUCCACAGCUGGUGGUGUGGGGCUCCCCAAGGUGUCUUGAGAGGUUUGGCUACAUAGAAGAUAGGUCACUUGUCCUGAAAGGAGCCUUCUUCAUAAGGCAAUGGGGGUGGUUCUGUGAAAUGAUGCUUCCAGCACAGUGGAGUCUUCACCUGGUGCGACCCCAGGAAGGGUUUCUGCAUUGCUAGCACAGAUGUCUGCUGCGUACAGGGCAGGCACCACUAGCUGACAUAGUUUCCACCCCAUCCCCUCUGCACUCUUUCACCCAUUUCUCACAAUAAAUUUUUUUAGAAAAUAAACCUCUGCUUUUGUUUGCUCUCUGUAGCAGUGUAACUUCUGAACCAUUACAGGCUCUUUGUUACCAUCUGUGCUAGCAAGACUGUAGAAUGUGCUAGACUAGGGGGGAAUGUUUGAAAAAUAAAAACCUGUAAUCCUCU
This is a messenger RNA of Chiroxiphia lanceolata (lance-tailed manakin), 6938 nucleotides long. RefSeq names its product forkhead box O4 (gene FOXO4). NCBI's taxonomy places the organism in Eukaryota, Metazoa, Chordata, Aves, Passeriformes, Pipridae. The transcript has 3 exons. Gene Ontology annotation, biological process: regulation of transcription by RNA polymerase II. Gene Ontology annotation, cellular component: nucleus. The record is from RefSeq and is a predicted model, not a curated record. Bases 40 to 1635 code for a protein of 531 amino acids. Gene Ontology annotation, molecular function: RNA polymerase II cis-regulatory region sequence-specific DNA binding; DNA-binding transcription factor activity, RNA polymerase II-specific.